ACAGGAGUGGACAGUGGUUGUGUGAGUGCAGCAUGUAUGCAUUAAUUCUGGGGGUUGUGUAAGUUGGUUGGGGAGAGGAUGCAUGUAUGCAUUAAGGGUUUGCUGUGUAAGUUGGUUAGGGUGAGUGAUGUGACCUAUUAGUUAGCAUAAUUGCAUUAGCCACCACCGGUCACCUGGCCGGCUGUGUCCAGAUACACAGCUCUGAGAUGCUCUGCUGCACAGGCGCCAUGUGCCCCUCUGAAGCGGUCACCGCAGCAACUACCCAUCUCCCAGAGACCUAGGGAACGUCCCAGCUGCCUUGGAAACGCCAGAACGGUACCUGCUGGACAUCCUGUGGGGCUGGGCUUCGGGCGGAGGCUGCUGCACACUGCCGGUAAACGCCUGAGCUGAGCCUACUGAAAUGGGUGGCACUGGCUUUAAUCCUGAUGGAUUUAAUCAUGUCCUCAAUCCUUAAUGGAAGCCUGUGUGAAUUCUCGCAGGGUGCUGACUCCGGUCUAAAUGGUAGUCGGGCUGGUUGUCUGGGUAAUGGCACAGGAGAGGCGUGCGGCCAUCACAGCACCCCCUACAGCUCCGUGGAAACGAUGCUCAUCAUUGGGGCGGCCAGCUCUGUGAGCUUCAUGACCAUCCUGGGCAACAUCCUGGUGAUGCUCUCCAUCUGCGUCAACCGCCACCUCCAGACCGUCAACAACUACUUCCUGUUCAGCCUGGCGUGUGCAGAUCUGGUCAUCGGUGCAUUCUCAAUGAAUAUCUACACGGCGUACAUGCUCAUGGGUCAGUGGCCCUUUGGGCCACUCAUGUGCAGCCUGUGGCUCGUGGUAGAUUACGUGGUCAGCAACUCCUCAAACAUGCACUUGCUGCUCAUCAGCGUGGACCGCUACCUCUGCGUGACGCGCCCCCUGACCUACCCAUCCAGACGGACCCUGCACUACGCAGGGCUGAUGGUUCUGACGGCGUGGGUUUUCUCGCUCGUGCUCUGGGCGCCGGCCAUCCUGAUAUGGCAGCGUUUCAAUGGGCAACGCCUUCACCAGAGGGACGAGUGUUACAUCCAGCUCCUGUCGAACCCCGCUGUUACUCUAGCAACCGCGGUUCCAUCGUUCUACCUGCCGGCCGCUCUCAUGGCGGUUCUGUACGCCCGCAUCUCCAGGGCCAGCCGACGCCACUCGGACCCACGGAGCUCUGCUCCAAACUUCUCCACCACCGAGACAACCUCCCGCUUCCUCCAGGUCUCGGCCAUCGAGAGUGGCGCACUGUCCCACACAUCCAGAGCCCAUCCUAUGGGAGGCCCUCAUGCAGGGGAGGACCUCACCCCACUGGACACAGAGUCCAGCCAGCACAGCAGCCAGCCCGCCCAGACGGGAGAGGCCGUCCGGCUCUCGGAGGUGGGGCACCAGGGGCUCCGGAGGGCUCUGAGGUUCUCCAAUCCGAAGCUGGGAGGGUGUGCCUCCGCCCCUGUGCCCGGCACCCCCACCUGCGGCCGCGUGAGCAAGAGGAGCAAGAGGAGCAAGAGGAGCAGGAGACGUGGUUCGCUGAGGGAGAGGAAGGUGACCAGGACCAUCCUGGCCGUGCUCCUGGCCUUCAUGGUGACGUGGACGCCGUACAACAUUAUGGUUCUCAUCGGGACCUUCUGCCACUUCUGUGUGUCAGACACAAUCUGGACAAUUAGCUACUGGCUGUGUUACAUCAACAGCACUAUCAACCCCGCUUGCUAUGCGCUCUGCAAUGAGACUUUCAAGAAGACCUUCCGGAAUCUUCUGCUGUGUCGGUAUAAGAACAUCAACUCCAAAUAGAAGACCACAGCUGUGUGUGAACUAAGUCUUGACCACAGCUUUGUGUGAGCUACGUCUUGAUAACCUAUAUAAGUGGUUCCCAUACUUUUAAUGGCAUGUCCCCCUUCGACAAUAAUUUGAAUACUGCAACCCCCUCAUAAUGUAUAUUUACAAUAGUUUUAGAAAGUACUUUAAGUAUAGUUUCUAUAUAUGAACAGCACAGAUUUUCAA
Messenger RNA from Alosa sapidissima (American shad), 1997 nucleotides. It is a transcript of the gene chrm4b, whose product is annotated as cholinergic receptor, muscarinic 4b. The transcript has 2 exons. Bases 426 to 1787 code for a protein of 453 amino acids. NCBI's taxonomy places the organism in Eukaryota, Metazoa, Chordata, Actinopteri, Clupeiformes, Clupeidae. The record is from RefSeq and is a predicted model, not a curated record. Gene Ontology annotation, molecular function: G protein-coupled acetylcholine receptor activity. Gene Ontology annotation, biological process: adenylate cyclase-activating adrenergic receptor signaling pathway. Gene Ontology annotation, cellular component: plasma membrane.